Molecule: messenger RNA, 2346 nt
Organism: Danio rerio (zebrafish)
Lineage: Eukaryota; Metazoa; Chordata; Actinopteri; Cypriniformes; Danionidae
Gene: atxn1a
Product: ataxin 1a
Biological process (GO): regulation of DNA-templated transcription
Cellular component (GO): nucleus
Molecular function (GO): RNA binding
Source: RefSeq, marked provisional
AUGAAGUCAAACCAGGAGCGGAGCAAUGAAUGCCUGCCCCCAAAGAAGCGUGAAAUCCCAGCAAGCACUCUGCCCUCAGAGGAGAAGCCCAUGGUGAUGGCGCCUGCCAAUGAGAGCCAGCGUGGAGGGAACCUGGCUUGGCUUGCCAGUCUGGCCAGUGGGCAUGACAAAGGCCGGCUGCACACCAGCACGUCUGCAGAAUCAGAUGGGCCUCAAUAUAAACCAUUGUCAGCCACGGCUGAGAGCACACCUUCCUCGUCCACACACUCAACCAGAGCUCUAUCUGCAGUGACCACCAUACCUGCAGUGUACACAUCACCUCUCUCCCAUUCUCCUAGCGCAAUCCAGUACACACCCCUCCCUCACAAUAUACACUUCAUCAACCCUCCUUACUCUGCACCAUACGCUGGCUACAUCUCUCCACUAGCUCCCCCUUUAGCUGCCACCACUACCACACAACGUGAGAUUUAUGCCAGCUCCUCCAGUUCUCCAGCAUCCAAAAUUGAUCAGCACCACCAAUUGGGCCGUCCUCAAGGCCUGGUCACAACUGACAACACCUCUUCACCUCACUCCACUCAAUAUGUUCAAAUUGCUGGUUCUCCACUAAGCAUAUCCCCUCGAACUGUUUCGUCACCGCAUACACACUUGCCCCUACAUUUACAUCCUCACCACACACUUCCCCUUAGUGGCCCUUCACAGGUCUUAGUCCCAUACACAGAAAGUCUUUUACCCAAGAGGGAGGAGAUGAGGACCAGGGAGUUGCUGAAUGGAGAGCUGGAGAAGGACAGACGUUUUGGUCCAUCUUCUGAGUCCAGUGCAGGGAAGCAGGGCAGCACUGCCAAAGGGGGUUCCUCUGCCCAGCAGCACCAGAUCCACCAGCAGCAGAGCCCACGUCACUUUGAAGCUCGACAUGUUGUGCUACCUGCCGAGUACACGCAGGACAGCACAGCCAUGAGGACCUCAUUGGUGCUGGUACCUAAUAAUCAUAGCUCCACUAGUGCUGAUUCUGGAGGUGCAUCAGACAAGCUGCCUCCCUCGACAUCCCACCAUGAAAAAGGAGGGAUUUGUGCUGGCAAACCUGUCUCCCGCAGUUCCUCCUUAUCUUCCUCCCUUUCAUUUGCUCUUCCCCCUCCACCUGUGGACAAUCUUAAGGGAGCAGUUCCAGCGCAGUCUCCUCAUGCAGUCAUUCAGACCACACUUAACAGCACAGAGUCACUCUCUCUAAGCCUCCCCUCCACUAAUUUCUACUCCACCCAGCAGCCUAUCAUUGGUUACUUUGCCGGCACAGGGCACCAGCAGCCUCUCAGCUACCACACCACCUUACCCCAGCACUUGGUCAUCCCUGGAACUCAGCCGGUCAUCAUCCCAGUAAGUGGAACUGAAGCUACCGCUACAUCAACUGCUGCACUGCCCCAUGCUUUCGUCACCUCAACAGCCCCCAAAGUGGAAACUUUUGAAUCUCCGGCUCCAUACCCCCACCCUGCCACAGCUAUGGUUCAAGCCCAGUUGCAUUUGCCUGUGGUUCCAGCACCUGCUGGCCUGCUGACAACUCCACCCCCACCCUCAGCUCCUUCAAUGCCACCCUACUUCACCAAGGGCUCCAUCAUCCAAUUGGCAGAUGGGGAACUGAAGCGGGUGGAAGACCUGAAAACAGAGGAUUUCAUUCAGAGUGCUGAGAUUAGCAACGAGCUGAAGAUUGAUUCCAGCACUGUAGAGCGCAUCGACAGCAGUCAUACAGCUAACUUUGCUAUAAUACAGUUUGCUGUAGGAGCGCAACGCUCACAGGUCAGUGUGGAGGUACUAGUAGAGUAUCCUUUCUUUGUGUUCGGCCAGGGCUGGUCAUCUUGUUGUCCGGAUCGGACUACUCAGCUGCUCGAGCUGCCAUGCACCAAGCUUUCAGUGGGUGACGUCUGCAUCUCCCUCACCCUGAAGAACCUGAGGAACGGUUCCAUCAAGAAGAGCCAGGGGCAAGUCUUGGAUGCACCUGCACUCGGUCCACCUCUUAAAUCACCAAAAGCACUCUCAAGUGGCGCACGAGGGGGUGUUCGGCACACAGAACAGGAAAAUGGACUCGGGCAGUGUGCAGAUCAAGGAAGUAGAGGCGGUCAAGGCAAUAGAGAAAACGGAGAACUGAGGUUUGGUGAAAGGGACAACUGCAAAGCUCCAACACUCACAGAAUCAGAGACCAGCAGUAAACCCACAGGUCGAAAAAGAAGGUGGUCUGCCCCUGAGGGUCGUAAAGUAGAAAAUCCAGAAGGAGAGCCCCCUUUAACGUUCCCUAAGCCUUCUUUCAUCCCUCAGGAGGUUAAAAUCAGUAUCGAAGGCAGAUCAAAUAUUGGAAAGUGA